Molecule: messenger RNA, 3561 nt
Organism: Aspergillus terreus NIH2624
Lineage: Eukaryota; Fungi; Ascomycota; Eurotiomycetes; Eurotiales; Aspergillaceae
Product: telomerase reverse transcriptase
Exons: 7
Coding region: 1-3561 (1186 amino acids)
Biological process (GO): telomere maintenance via telomerase
Cellular component (GO): telomerase catalytic core complex
Molecular function (GO): telomerase RNA binding; telomeric repeat DNA binding
Source: RefSeq, a predicted model, not a curated record
AUGACAGGCCAUUCACAUCCAGUCAUUUCGCUGUACUAUCCCCAGGUGCUUACGCUCCGACAGUAUCUCUUGCAGCAAAUACCCGUUUCUUCCAAGUCGCGUCGACGACGGAUUGCGUCGGUGCGCGCAGACGGCUCUGACGCGGAGACGGAGGGAGACCAUGGCCUGGCCAAUCUACUGGAUAGAACGUUGGUUGGUGUCUCAAAAGAGUCACCACCUACGUCUACCCCGGAGAAUCGGCGCGAGUUGGCGCGCUUCAGUCAGUCGCAGUCAAGAUCAGUCGAAGAUAGUAAUGUCGGACCUGUUUGUGCCCAGACGGAGAUAGUAGACUUCGUCAUAUCAGCGCUGUUCAACCGUAGCGGUUUUUCUAGGCCACAACAUCUCUUGACCCAUGGUUUUCAACGUGCAUGUGGCCCCCAACCUCCAAAGAGGCAUAAGAGUUCCCCAACAUGCAGUAUCCCAGGGAUCGCGGCUUUAUACCGCAACGAUAACGUCGAAGCUCUUAAACAGUCUCCGUGGACCGAUGUCCUCAGUCUCCUAGGCGACAAUGGAGAUGAGAUCAUGCUGAGACUUCUCUUCGACUGCGGCAUAUUUGUAGCCAUCGACGAGAGGGAAGGCAUCUACUACCAACUCAGUGGGCUCCCACUAUCGACACUUGAACCGGUACCCAAGAACGUGGCACAAGGAAACGGCCCGGGUUCUAAAACUGUUGUCUUUCCGUCCAUACAGCGCGGCCCGUCGGCCCCUGUGGGUGGCUGUAUACCUGCCACGGUUAAAAAUAGUAUACCCGGCCGCAGGGAGACUCCGCAGAAACCGAACAGCAUUGUGUUUUUUCGCCGACGCAUGCUGUACGCGCGUCCCGCCGUUAAUUCGAAGGGCGAUGUUCAGUUUGGCUUGACCAGUCGUCAUGUUCUCAAUCGGUACCCUUCGUCCAGCUCCUUCCCCGACACAUUGCAUGUCUUGAAGUACAUAUUUCCGAGGCAGUUUGGUCUCCACAACGUAUUCACUUCCGUGCCCAAUAGCCGUGAGACCAGUCUUCCUGUCAAGGAUUAUUUCUCACGCGAAGAAGAAAUCGCCAACGCAGGGAAACAAAGGGGCUCAAACAAGAUACCAAAGAGACUUCGAGGAGGAAUUAUAGAGCUGGCCCAACAUCUGCAGAAUCGCCACAAGCACUGUUCAUAUGGUGAAUUGCUGAGAUAUUACUGUGCCCCGAAAUCUGAUGGACCGUGGAAAUUUGGACCAGUCGGUUCCCAACCUGAGAACCCUGAAGAACUGCCGUUGGGGUCCGAGCCCUUGACAACACAGCUACGGCCGUUCAAUGAAACGAGGACGCUAUUGCCGAAGGAUACUAGAUACACGCAGGAUCAGAAUGUCUCAGUCUCUCCAGAGGUGACAGAUGGGUCAACAGUAAUCAGCUCGAGCGGAAGAAUCAGCUUGACUGACUAUGCCACUCGUCCAUCUGCAGUAUCUGCUUUUUGCCGUGCAGUGUUGCGCAAGUUAAUCCCUCCGCAGUUUUACGGCACUGGCCGGGAUAAAACCUGCAAUCGUGACAUUUUGAUGAAACAUGUAGACCGGUUUGUGCGCAUGAGACGGUUUGAGAGCCUGAGCAUCCAUGAAGUCUGUAAGGGUAUCAAGGUUGCAUGCAUGUCCUGGCUGGAACCUCCAGGCGUUGUGAGGCAGAAUGCGUCAUCUCCGGGGAAGCUGUCAAUGACCGAUCUGCAAAAACGCACGGAGCUAUUGCACGAAAUCGUUUACUACAUAUUCGAUUCGAUUUUAAUCCCACUUAUCCGAACCAACUUCUACGUGACGGAGUCCCAGACGCACAGAAACCGGAUCUUCUACUUCAGACACGAUGUGUGGAACCAAUUGACCCAGCAACCACUGUCUAAUUUGAAGGCCACCAUGUUUGAAGAGCUCAAAUCAGACAAGGCCAAGCAUAUCCUCCACCAGAGAGCUCUUGGCCAUGGAUCUCUACGGCUUCUCCCAAAGACGACAGGCAUCCGUCCAAUCCUCAACCUUCGGCGACGCACGAUCAUGAAGAGCAAAUGGGUCGGCAGGACAAAUCGCUUCCUGGGACCUAGUGUGAACUCCACUGUGGCCCCUAUUUACAAUGUGCUGAACUACGAAAAGCUGCAUAACCCGGCCCAGAUGGGGUCAUGCGUGUCCUCGAUGGGUGAUAUCCAGAAGCGCGUGAAGGAGUUCAAGCGGCAGUUGCCUUCCUGCAACGUCCCCUUUUACUUUGUCAAACUCGACAUCCAGUCGUGCUUCGACACCAUACCGCAACAGAGCCUAGUCAGAUUCAUUGAGCGUGUCAUCACGCAAGGUGCGUACCACAUGACGAAGUAUGUGGAAAUGCGACCCCCGAAUGAGUUUGGAGGCCCAUGGUCAGCGAAUCAGCAGCAGAAAAACAAAGCUACUAGGAAGUUUAUUGGCAGGGCGGCCCCUACAGGGAAACCCGAGCAUCUACCAGAAGUGAUUGCUGCCGGAGGCGCAGGUCGCAGACGGAACACCGUGUUUGUUGAUACGCCUGCCCUGAAGGAGUACACGGCGGAAGACCUCCUUGACCUGUUGAAUGAGCACGUCAGCAACAACCUGGUCAGGUUUGGAAAGAGUUAUUUCCGACAACGCAACGGAAUUCCACAGGGAUCAGUUCUAUCCAGCAUCCUGUGCAACUUAUUUUACGCGGAAAUGGAACGCGAGGUUCUCGAUUUUCUCCUACCUGAAAAGUCUUUACUCCUCCGUCUUGUCGACGACUUCCUAUUGAUCACCCCGGACUCAGCACUGGCAACGCGCUUCCUGCAGGUAAUGAUCAAGGGACAGCCGGCGUACGGUAUCUCGGUGAACCCAGCGAAGAGCUUGGUCAAUUUCGCUGCUUCGGUCGAUGGCGCCUAUAUCCCGCGUUUGGUUGACACGUCUCUGUUCCCCUACUGCGGAACACUAGUCGACACUCGCACACUGGAAAUCCACAAGGACCACGAACGGAGCCUCGAAGGCGGCCAUUCCGCUGCGGCAACACUCUCUGACUCGCUGACCGUUGAAGUAAGCCGCGCUCCUGGUCGUUGCUUUCAUCGAAAGGUCUUGACUUCCUUUACGCUUCUCAUGCACCCGAUGUACUUAGAUACGACCCACAACUCCCUCGCGGUUGCUCUCUCCAAUCUCUACGCCAACUUCUUGACCACGGCAAUGAGAAUGUACUGCUAUAUGCGGUCGCUGCAGGGCCGCACGCACCCCACCCCGGAUAUCAUCGUGCGAACAAUCCGAGACCUGAUACGAAUGACUCAGCGUCUUGUAGAGAGAGCACAGGAGCGGCGAGAGCGAGACGAGAGAUCGGGAGAGACCGCGGCGACCUCCGCUGGUGCGGUGCAUCAGUCCCAGGUCCAGUACUUGGCUGCUACGGCGUUUCGCUUUGUGCUGGGUCGCAAGCAGACGCGGUACGCGGGGGUGUUACGUUGGCUGGAGGUCGUGGCGAGGCAGACGCGGCCGGUGUCCGACCGAAAGAGGAUGCAAUUGACUCAGGUGGUGAACCAUGGGAAUCUGGUGUAUGGGGAGUGGAAGUUUUAG